GCCGCACCGCGCCGCGCCGCCGAGGGAGGCUCCCGAGCUCGCCGAUUUCCCUGUAUGAGGCGGUUGGCACCACUGGAGAGACCGAAUGAGAGACUCCGCGGCGGCGGGAAAUUCACUGGUCCAGAAGCGCUCUCCUUCACGUCGCAGCCACAAGAGCUCAGCGUCUCUGGCCAAGCAGUCGGUCCAUGAUGGACAGAAAGCCAAAAAGCCACUUUGUAAAUUUGAGGAAGGUCAGGAUGUCCUAGCUAGAUGGUCAGAUGGCUUGUUUUAUCUUGGAACUAUCAAAAAGAUAAACAAACUGAAACAGAACUGCUUCGUUAUAUUUGAAGACAGUUCCAAAUCCUGGGUUCUCUGGAAGGACAUACAAACAGGAGCCACUGAGAGUGGGGAAAUGGUCUGUACAAUAUGUCAGGAAGAGUAUUCAGAAGCACCAAAUGAAAUGGUUAUAUGUGAUAAAUGUGGGCAAGGUUACCAUCAGCUGUGUCACACACCAAAUAUUGAUUCCAGCGUGAUUGAUUCAGAUGAUAAAUGGCUCUGUCGACAGUGUGUAUUUGCAACAACAACAAAGAGAGGUGGUGCACUUAAGAAAGGACCAAAUGCCAAAGCACUGCAAGUCAUGAAACAAACGUUACCAUAUAAUGCAACAGACCUUGAGUGGGAUGCAGGUCAUAAAACCAACGUCCAGCAGUGCUACUGCUAUUGUGGAGGACCUGGAGACUGGUAUCUAAAGAUGUUGCAGUGCUGCAAAUGUAAACAGUGGUUUCAUGAGGCUUGUGUGCAGUGCCUCCAAAAGCCAAUGCUUUUUGGUGACAGGUUUUAUACGUUCAUUUGCUCAGUUUGCAGUUCUGGACCAGAAUACCUCAAACGUUUACCCUUGAGAUGGGUAGAUAUAGCACAUCUAUGCCUUUACAACCUAAGUGUUAUUCAUAAAAAGAAAUAUUUUGAUUCGGAGCUUGAACUUAUGGCCUACAUUAAUGAAAACUGGGAUAGAUUGCAUCCUGGUGAGCUGGCAGACACACCAAAAUCUGAAAGAUAUGAGCAUGUCCUGGAGGCAUUAAAUGAUUACAAGACUAUGUUUAUGUCUGGAAAAGAAAUAAAGAAAAAGAAGCAUUUAUUUGGCUUGAGAAUUCGAGUUCCUCCUGUGCCACCGAAUGCUGCUUUAAAGGCUGAUAAAGAGCCAGAGGGAACUUCACAUGAGUUCAAAAUUAAAGGCAGAAAGUCAUCUAAACCAAUCCCUGAUGUGAGGGAAUUAAGUAAUGGUAUAGAAAGAAAGGGGAAAAAAAAAUCAGUAGGUCGUCCACCCGGGCCCUAUACAAGAAAAAUGAUUCACAAAACUCCAGAGUCAUCUCCUCUGGAUAAUGAACCAGUUCCAGUGAUAGAGAACCCAGCCUUGGAAUUACCAUGCACUGUUGGGAAAUCUGAUGGAACUGCACAUUCAUCCAAUACCUCAGAUGUGGAAUCCACAGGUGCUGCCAGUAUGAAAGAAACUACCUCAUCUAACAUUUCCAGACAUUAUAGUUUAUCUGACUCGAGAAAAAGGACUCGAACAGGAAGAACUUGGCCUGCUGCAAUACCACAUUUGAGGAGGAGAGGCCGCUUUCCACGAAAAGCACUCCAGACUCAAAAUUCAGAAAUUCUCAAAGAUGAUGAGAGCAAGGAAGAUUACCAGUAUGAUGAACUCAAUACAGAGAUACUUAACAACUUAGCAGAUCAGGAGUUACAGCUCAAUCAUCUGAAGAACUCCAUCACUAGUUACUUUGGUGCAGCAGGUAGAAUAGCUUGUGGGGAAAAGUACCGUGUGUUGGCUCGUCGGGUGACACUUGAUGGAAAGGUGCAGUAUCUGGUGGAGUGGGAAGGAGCAACUGCAUCCUGACUGUAGGACUGAACAUUAUGUUCACUGCACUGUCAUCUGUAAGUACAGCUCAUAAUGCAGAGCCACGAGAGAAAUGGUCUUUAAAUGUGUUUCUAAAAAAAACAAAAAACAAAA
This is a messenger RNA of Melozone crissalis (California towhee), 1987 nucleotides long. It is a transcript of the gene MTF2, whose product is annotated as metal response element binding transcription factor 2. Gene Ontology annotation, cellular component: nucleus. Gene Ontology annotation, molecular function: DNA binding; chromatin binding. NCBI's taxonomy places the organism in Eukaryota, Metazoa, Chordata, Aves, Passeriformes, Passerellidae. The transcript has 15 exons. The record is from RefSeq and is a predicted model, not a curated record. Bases 86 to 1873 code for a protein of 595 amino acids. Gene Ontology annotation, biological process: chromatin organization; regulation of DNA-templated transcription.